Molecule: messenger RNA, 597 nt
Organism: Myotis davidii
Lineage: Eukaryota; Metazoa; Chordata; Mammalia; Chiroptera; Vespertilionidae
Product: cysteine-rich hydrophobic domain-containing protein 1-like
Exons: 3
Coding region: 160-597 (145 amino acids)
Source: RefSeq, a predicted model, not a curated record
CAAACCCCAUCCUGUCUACCAUAAUACGCAGGCGCAUCUCCUCAAACCCGUUCCCUGCCAUACAGCUCUCUCUCUUCAUUUCUUUCUCCCUGAACUUCCAGCAUCUCAGCAAGUUCAAACUCUCCUGCGUGAGGGUGGCGGCGAUCGAGAGGUCACGUGAUGAGCAUCUUGCUGCCCAACAUGGCGGAAUUCGACACCAUCUCGGAACUGGAGGAGGAGGAAGAAGCAGCUACGUCCUCGUCCUCGUCGUCGCCGUCGUCGUCAUCGUCUGUAUCGGGGCUCGAGGAUGACGAGGGAGAUGAGGAGGAGGAAGAAGAGGAGGAAGAAGAGGAAGAGGAGAAGGAGCAAGAGGAGGAAACGCCGCCACCGCCUCGGGUAGUGAGCGAGGAGCACCUGCGGAGAUAUGCCCCCGACCCUGUACUGGUGCGGGGCGCCGGCCACAUCACCGUGUUUGGCUUGAGCAACAAGUUUGAUACUGAAUUUCCCUCCAUUCUAACAGGGAAGGAGGCCCCAGAUAGACAUACCAAGGGACCAAAUUCAACAUUAGAGCAAAAUCCAACAAGCCCCACAAAUAGCAGACCCAAAGCACCCAUAUAA